Candoia aspera is the source of this 1074-nucleotide messenger RNA. RefSeq names its product zinc finger protein ZFP2-like. The transcript is spliced from 2 exons. The record is from RefSeq and is a predicted model, not a curated record. NCBI's taxonomy places the organism in Eukaryota, Metazoa, Chordata, Lepidosauria, Squamata, Candoiidae. The coding region runs from base 1 to 975 and encodes 324 amino acids.
AUGGACAUGGGCACCCAAAUCCCACCUUCCCUUCCGAAGAAAACCCUCUGCCUCUCAGAGCAGUGUGGGAGGACCUUCUUUGAGAGGGGAAGCCUUUAUAGACAUCAAAGGAUCCAUUCAGGGGAGAAACCCUAUCAAUGCCUGGAGUGUGGGAGGACCUUCUUUGAGAGGGGAAGCCUUUAUAGACAUCAAAGGAUCCAUUCAGGGGAGAAACCCUAUCAAUGCCUGGAGUGUGGGAGGACCUUCUUUGAGAGAGGAAGCCUUUAUAGACAUCAAAGAAUCCAUUCAGGGGAGAAACCCUAUCAAUGCCUGGAGUGUGGGAGGACCUUCUUUGAGAGGGGAAGCCUUUAUAGACAUCAAAGGAUCCAUUCAGGGGAGAAACCCUAUCAAUGCCUGGAGUGUGGGAGGACCUUCUUUGAGAGGGGAAGCCUUUAUAGACAUCAAAGGAUCCAUUCAGGGGAGAAACCCUAUCAAUGCCUGGAGUGUGGGAGGAGCUUCAGUCUGAGGCGAAGCCUUUAUAGACAUCAAAGGAUCCAUUCAGGGGAGAAACCCUAUCAAUGCCUGGAGUGUGGGAGGACCUUCUUUGAGAGGGGAAGGCUUAAUACACAUCAAAGGAUCCAUUCAGGAGAGAAACCCUAUCAAUGCCUGGAGUGUGGGAGGAGCUUCAGUCUGAGGCGAAGCCUUUAUAGACAUCAAAGGAUCCAUUCAGGGGAGAAACCCUAUCAAUGCCUGGAGUGUGGAAGGAGCUUCAGUCUGAGGCGAAGCCUUUACAGACAUCAAAGGAUCCAUUCAGGGGAGAAACCCUAUCAAUGCCUGGAGUGUGGGAGGACCUUCUUUGAGAGGGGAAGGCUUAAUACACAUCAAAGGAUCCAUUCAGGGGAGAAACCCUAUCAAUGCCUGGAGUGUGGGAGGAGCUUCAGUCAGAGAGGACAUCUCAGGAGACAUCAAAGAAUUCACACGGGAGAGAAACCAUAAAAAUGGAUAGAGCAUGGCUAAAAUGUUCAGGAACCAGCAAUUUCAGUUCAGCCUUGGAUGAAAUGCACAAGAGUUUUUCGACAGCUAAGAAACUCACUG